This is a messenger RNA of Cuscuta campestris, 2395 nucleotides long. Lineage: Eukaryota; Viridiplantae; Streptophyta; Magnoliopsida; Solanales; Convolvulaceae. The record is from the annotation of a GenBank genome assembly.
GGGACCAAUUUACUCUCUUCCCUGCCCAUGCAUUCUUUCUCUCUCUAGAUUGUAUAUUCUCUUCUCUUUCAAAGAGCUUGAAGCUUCACACUUUCUCCAUUAAUGGCUUCUACGCCUAAAUCAUGUACCGUGUACAACCCCCAAUAUUAAUAAAAAUCUUCCGUUGGCAAGGUACCGCCAAAAAAGGCUUGUGGUUUUCUCCUAAUUUGGGUUUCCACGUCAAAAUUCCUGUUUUUAUAUUUUGGUGUAUUUUUAGACUAGUUUAUCAUUUUUUUCCCGGCUAAAAACGAUAUAGCCGUCAAUAAUUUACACCAUUAUUUUUGGCGCCACCCGUAGGACCGAUCUGAGUUUUAUUCUCAACCUCAGCUAACCCCAUCCUUGAUUUUGCAAGAUCAAAUUCCAUCCAUAGAUUAUGUUGAUGAUGGUGUCCAAUCACAUAGGCUUCAAUCCCUAAUAAAUCUAAAUCUCCAAAUGUGAAACAUUACACUUGGUCCUUUCCCUGGGUCAUAUCCGGAACUAUGGACAGCAGCUCCUCCCUACGGAUGCUCAUCUCUGUCGAACAUCAGGGUCACAGCUGGCAACGCCACUGCGAAACUCAUCGGAGUUGAUUCAAAGAGGAAGCACAGAUCCAUACCCCUUGGAGUAAGAAAUUGGGCUCGUUCAAAGGUCUUAGUACCCCUCUGAUUUGCUUCACGAAUUUAUUUUUCAGCUGUGUGUAGGCCGGACCGAGGAGGAAAGUGAACUGGGUGCCGGAAUCCACCAUGAUUUGACCCGUCACCAAACCACCUCUGGAUGAGAUUUUUGAAGAGGCGAAGAGAACCCGGGGGAAAUUAAAGAGAUGGAAAAAGGAGGGAAAUCCCCUAUCCAACUAGGAAGAAAAGGAGGGAUGUAGGAGCCGCGGAAGUCACAUAUUCAGCCUCCGUCACCGUCCGGCAGAUUGACUGGCCUGUUCCCAGUGACGAGCUCCAUGUCUGUUGACUCGGGAAUCCCUUCAAUGUAUCCCUUGAAGAUGACCUGCUUGUUCCCACCGAUUCACUACCUGUCAAAAGACCGUCGUCGUGGGAAGAGACUAUUCACUCCAUUGUCCUUUCAGCCGUUGCCAUCUCUGGCCUGCGUGUCCGCCGCCGCCCUAGGCACAUCGUGUAGUUUACCGCCUUUGUGGCUCAGACUCGCAGAUUUGCCUUUGAACCAUUGCCACCAGAUUUUGCCUCCACCGCCGUUGGAGAAAAACUAGCGACGACGAUGUUGUCAACGCCCAAAUUGAUGACCUCGCAGGAGAAGACCACCACUGCCUUAAAGAAACAAUUAGCUAAAGUUUUCCACCAAGAGGCAACAGCAAGGGGACAAAGAACGAAAAGUGUUUAGAGAUGAGCGGCACCUUUGUGACAGCACCACCAUGGAAGCACCUUCUUCUCAAUUCUCUCAGCUCGAAUUCACAUUUCAAGCACGCCAUCUACCUUCAGCUCGCGACAAUCAGACCAAAUGGCAGACCCUCAAAUUGUACCGGCGUCUUCAGAGGCUUUGCAGAGGGCUUCAUUAUUUUGCCCGACCAAGGGAAAAGGAUCAAAAGGGAAUGAUGGUCCACCAGUCCCACCACUAUAUACAUGAUUUCAAAUGGGUCUUGGAGAAUAAAUUACGAAGAUUGAUUGACCCCACCACAUGCAAAAAAGUAAGGAGCAUGUGGUGCUUUGGUGAAAUAGCUACAUAUUAUGCAGACCACACGUGAUGGAACAAUAAAAUCAAAUUAAUGCUUCCAUGAAGUGGAAAAUCUUAUCUAUAAUUGAGGAAUGGACCUACAUGAAAGAUUUGAGAUUAUAUAUUCAUGAUAUUGCUCCAAGGAUAUCAUUUCGUGAUCCCUAUUGGUACAAGACUCGCGAUUAUUGCCCGGUCAAACCGAGGUAAUAAUGAGUGCGUGCCUGGCACGCUGGUUACAACACCGGUCUUGCUCAGUACGAUUACAAAAAAUGGGAAAGGAAGACUGAGACACAAGCUGAGCUUGGUACGCUGGUUAAAAAAGUGGAAGACUGAGACACAUGCCCGGCCUGGCAUGCUGGUACUACACUGGUCUUGCUCGAUAUAAUAAAUUAUUAAAAUAUAUGACACAGGCCCGACCAUGCACGCUGGUAAAAAUCGUUCUUGUGCAGAGACAGGCCAAGGAUGAUAUACACACCGGUCUUGCACAUAUUUUCUCGUAAGUCUGAACCCAAUCAAAUUGGGUACACCGGUGUCUCAGCUGAGCUUUUAUCGGGGACGCCUGAUUCUUCAAGUCUUUUAUAUAAGGCAAUCCAGAAGUGAUCUCUGCAUGACAUGAAGAUAUUUGCAUCAGUUAGCUGGGCUAACGUCGAUCUUCGACAAAGCUGCUGCAGCGUACUUAAUUCGUAUUAGGUAACGUCGA